Messenger RNA from Selaginella moellendorffii, 1741 nucleotides. RefSeq names its product nodulation-signaling pathway 1 protein. The coding region runs from base 12 to 1469 and encodes 485 amino acids. Gene Ontology annotation, molecular function: sequence-specific DNA binding; DNA-binding transcription factor activity. Lineage: Eukaryota; Viridiplantae; Streptophyta; Lycopodiopsida; Selaginellales; Selaginellaceae. The record is from RefSeq and is a predicted model, not a curated record. Gene Ontology annotation, biological process: regulation of DNA-templated transcription. The transcript is spliced from 2 exons. Gene Ontology annotation, cellular component: nucleus.
GCGCAAGUACAAUGGAUAGUCCAAAGUUGUUCCAGGACGAGCUAUGGUCGCUGAUGCAGGAAAGUGAUAUGGGACCUCAGUUUCGGUUGGAGGAAAUGGAAGACUCCGACAUUAAUGAUGAUGGUCUUCUAGAUUUCUCGGAAGAAGCUUCAUCCAGCAGCACUGAAUUCGCCGACAGCAAACUUUGGUCUGGUACCCAAGUGGACAACACUCUUAAAACCAUCGAUACCUCAAAUAUCAAGGACGAACGCAGACAUCUUACUCCAGUAUGCUCUCCGAAUUGGAGCUCGUUGGGCAAGCGAGACCGCAGUCAAGAACUCAAAGUUCCAGGGAAGCUGUCAUCUAAGGACAAAGCGCCCGCGAAAGAGUCCAAAUGGGCUUUGCAGCUGCUCAACAAUUGUGUUCAGGCAAUUGCAACCAACAACGUACAACGGACACAGCAUUUGAUGUGGGUGCUCAACGAUCUGGGAUGUCUCACUGGUGACGCGAACCAGAGGCUGGCAGCUUACGGUCUCAAGGCUCUGUUCGGGAAAAUCGCAGGGACUCCAACCGCCGCUCAAGCAUAUCAUCACAACUUGGACGCAAGUGCCACUGCCAAGAACUUCCACAACGCUCUGCUCAAGUUCCACGAUCUAAGUCCGUGGUACCAGGUGGUCUACACGGCGACAAGUGGAGUGCUACUGGAUGCAUUCGAAGGGAAGGACGCGAUACAUGUCAUCGACAUCGGACACUCUCAGGGGACUCAGUGGCCUACAUUGAUCGAAGGUCUUGCGACGAGACCGUCGGGGCCUCCGAGCGUUUUCAAGCUCACCGUCGUCGAAGAUCCUUGCUCGGGGCUCGGCUCUGGCUCCGAGGUGAAAAGCAGGCUGGAAAGGUUCGCGAAGGUGAUGGGACUCAACAUGGAGCUGCGGAUGCUCGCUACACCGCUGCAUUCUCUCACUCGGGACGCGUUCGCGAUCGCCAAGCCCGACGCCCUGGCGGUUUGUGCUCACUUCCGGCUCAACCACAUCGACAGCAGCCAGAGACAAGAGUUUCUAAACUUUGUCCGCGUGGAGCUGGAGCCCGACCUGGUGAUCGUUGGCGAGAACGACUCGGACAACACGUCCGCCGACUUCUCCACUGUUGCUGGCGAGGUGAUUGGCCACUUUUGGAGCUUCCUCGACUCGAUGAGCGGGGCUUUCAAAGGACACGAGUGCGAGGAGCGGCAGAUCAUGGAGCACUUGUUCUCCACGUCCGUGGUGGCGAGGCUGGCCAGCGGCAUGGAGCUGAGCGAGAGCCGCGAGAGCUGGAACGCGAGGAUGAGGAGUGCCGGAUUCGAGGCCGAGGCUCCGCACGACGAGAUCGUCGAGACCGCCCGGAUGCUGGUGAAGAAGAACGACGUGAACUGGGAGCUUCGGAACGAGGAUAAUUGCUUGGUUUUGCUGUGGAAGCACCGGCCGGUUACCUUCUGCUCGGUGUGGAAAUCGUAGAGUUUGUUUUUGUUUUAUCAUAAGAAAAACAAAAGAGAGAGUGACGCUACAAAGAUGAUAAGAUCAGCCUUGCCAAGAUUUGGAUCUAGAAUAUUAUAUUAGCAAAGACGAGCACUGAGAAGGAGCUAAGAAGCAUCAUAAAACGAUGGGAUUGUGUCAUGGUGCUUAAUAACCACUUUCAUAUACAUUUGUUUGAGAUGCGAUGGACUUAUCCAGCGAAUAUCCUCACCGCCUGCCCAAAAUCGGCAUCUCCCAGGCCUUUGCUUGGAUGU